Saccostrea echinata is the source of this 779-nucleotide messenger RNA. Its product is annotated as large ribosomal subunit protein mL51-like. Gene Ontology annotation, biological process: translation. The transcript is spliced from 4 exons. Gene Ontology annotation, cellular component: mitochondrial large ribosomal subunit. The record is from RefSeq and is a predicted model, not a curated record. Gene Ontology annotation, molecular function: structural constituent of ribosome. Bases 111 to 722 code for a protein of 203 amino acids. Lineage: Eukaryota; Metazoa; Mollusca; Bivalvia; Ostreida; Ostreidae.
CUUCAGCCGGAAGCAAAGUAGAACAAACAACAAAUGAACAAUGAGUGGCAUGACUCUCAUCGUGUAGAUCUGUACAGAUAUGACAACAAAACAUCCAUAGAAUCCAGAGAAUGUUUUUGAUGAGAAAACUUGGAACACUUUCCAAAGCAUGUGCAAACAUAAAUGUUAACAAUUUGACUGGAGGGCUAUUCAAGCAACAGGAAUACCAAGCAGUAAGCUUUGUAGUCUCUAAGCUGUUUCAUGGAAGUCCAGUUAAUUUCCAAGAACCAGAACAGGAUGCUGUGACAAUUGGAGUGGGGGACAGAAAAUAUGAACCUCAGUCGCCAUACAGAAGACUAUGGCCUAAAAGAUUCCAGUUUGUCACUAAAACUAGAUCUGGACCAACUUUACCCAGAGUUGACAAAGCAGUUUCAAAUAAGCUACCAUUCAAAUAUAAAGAAGAUUCUGUACGCUGGGCAUUACAAGGAGCUAAUGAUUACAUAGAUAUAUUAGGAGAUGGAGACAUUCAUCCUGUAGAUUUAAUUAAAGGACCUCCCUAUCUGAUUGGUUUUAACGCUAAUGAGUUAGGUAGACUCAACAGAAAGCUCAGAUUUGAGGGGAGAUUCAUCGAAGAUAAUUAUCCAUCCAAACUCGAAAAAAUUUUGAAGAGGAUUAGAUUUUUAAAGAAAAAGUACAACUACAGAAGAGGAAAGCGAGUCAGAAAGAGGUUUAAGUACCGUUAAGUGAUGAGAGACUAAACUUUAUAUUAAAAAUAAUAAAAUCUCAAAUUCUAUAUGAAA